CUGUCGAGCACGCGUUGCAAAAGGGAGAGAGAGAGCUGACUGAAAGAGCCGAAGACUUAUGAAGCAACGUGCGAGGUUGAACCUCAUACGGCUUUCGAACCGACUUUCCUAGAAAUGAGCCACUCGUAGACUGCCCCGCGAGUACGGGGGCUUGCGCGGCUCCGACAACACAUUUUAGAAAAUGAAAAGGCUUUCUCGAAAGCUGACUUUGGCUUUGGCAGUUUUGUUCUGGCUCGCUGCACUACUGUAUCUGCUGCUGUUAAGUAGACGGAAAGUCUCAGGUCUGGAGACCGAAGACGCACAGGACAGGAAGCUCACCGAAGCGGAAUGGGAUGACCUGCUCGAUCAGUUUGAAGAAAAACACUACCUCAGUGCCCGCCGGUGGAAACCGGGCCAAGACCCCUACAAGCUGUAUGCCUUCAACCAGCGCGAAUGUGAGCGGAUCCCCAGCAACCGCGCCCUUCGAGACACCCGCCAUUACAGGUGCACCGCAUUGCAUUACGGUCCAGAGCUGCCGCCCACAUCCAUCAUCAUCACGUUCCACAACGAGGCACGGUCCACACUUCUGCGGACUGUCAGGAGUGUACUGAAUCGCACUCCUGUACACCUGAUUCAUGAGAUCAUUUUGGUGGAUGACUUCAGUGAGGACCCAAAUGACUGCCUUCUUCUCACCAAGUUGCCCAAAGUGAAAUGUCUUCGGAAUGAUAAACGAGAAGGGCUGAUCCGGUCCAGGGUUCGAGGGGCAGAUGCUGCUCGGUCUGGGGUUCUCACCUUUUUGGACAGUCACUGUGAGGUCAACAAAGACUGGCUACCCCCACUGCUCCAGAGAAUAAAGGAGGACCCGACGUGUGUGGUGAGCCCCGUCAUCGACAUCAUCAACAUGGACUCCUUCGCUUACGUCGCCGCCUCCUCAGACCUGCGAGGAGGCUUCGACUGGAGUCUACAUUUCAAGUGGGAGCAGCUGUCUGCAGAGCAGCGGGCCAAGAGAGCUGACCCCACCGAACCCAUUAAGACCCCCAUUAUUGCUGGAGGGCUCUUUGUGAUUGACAAGUCCUGGUUCAAUCACCUGGGGAAAUAUGACACCGCCAUGGACAUCUGGGGUGGGGAGAACUUUGAGAUCUCUUUCCGGGUGUGGAUGUGCGGCGGUAGCCUGGAGAUCAUUCCCUGCAGCAGGGUUGGCCACGUCUUCCGCAAGAAGCACCCCUACAUCUUUCCGGAGGGAAAUGCCAACACUUACAUCAAGAACACUAGGCGAACGGCGGAAGUGUGGAUGGACGAGUUCAAACUCUUCUACUACUCGGCUCGACCGGCCGCCAGGGGAAAGCCCUACGGGGACGUCCACAACAGACAGGAGCUCCGCAAGAGUCUCAAGUGCAAAUCCUUCAAGUGGUAUCUGGACAACGUCUAUCCAGAACUCAAGAUCCCAGACGACUCGGACUCCAAGUCCGGAGUGAUCCGGCAGAGGCAGAACUGCCUGGAGUCUCGCAAGGUGGAGGGUGAGGACCUGCCAGUGCUGACGCUGGGACCCUGCAUCGGGACCAAGGCGGUCCCCGCGUUCAACCAGGAGUGGAUCUACACACACGGCCAGCAGAUCCGCCAGCAGCAGCACUGCCUCUCCCUCUCCACCACCUUCCCAGCAUCCCAGGUCCUGCUCAUGCCCUGCAACAUGGGAGACGGAAAACAAAGGUGGCAGAAGUCUGGUACGCACAUUGAGCACCUGGCCUCUCACUUUUGCCUGGACAGCGAGAUGGCUCUGGACGGGAUUGAAAGCAGUAAGAUGCUGGUGAUAAGCCCUUGUGAACCGUCAGCCUACACGCAGCGAUGGGACGUGCCCUUCUCGUGACCGCGGGACCAUUGUGGGGGAAGCAUCGCGCUCGGCUGCAAAUGCGAUUGGGACCAACCAGCACUCCCUCUGCCUCAGAGUGCUGCAGCAGGAAGAAGAGAGGGGAAUCAGGACGCAGACACCAAAGAUGGCUGACGCGGGGGGGCAUCUUGCCCCCCUCUUCGUCAGUCACUGAAAUUUCUCAUUCGUUGGAGAGUGGGACUCGGACACUUAAAUGAUUCCUCUCUUCAGGACGCUGAAUGUCAUCCACAUGGCAAGAAGGCAGGACUGACAACUCAUGCCAUGUGACUGGAUGGGAAGACACUGGAGAAUUCAUGUGCUUCAUUGCAGUGGUUACUGAAGUGUUAUCCUCUGUUGUGGCAUUACCAGUAGGUGAAAGAACUAUCCUUGCCUCAAUGCUAUGGUUAAUAUCAACUGCUGUCUGAAAAGCCAGUAAGACCAAUGACACAACUACAAGUAAAAUCUGCAACUUGUUUUAAGUUAAAGGUUUACAUUGCCCUCAGUGGGG
Megalops cyprinoides (Indo-Pacific tarpon) is the source of this 2351-nucleotide messenger RNA. RefSeq names its product UDP-N-acetyl-alpha-D-galactosamine:polypeptide N-acetylgalactosaminyltransferase 14 (GalNAc-T14) (gene galnt14). Gene Ontology annotation, cellular component: Golgi apparatus. The transcript is spliced from 15 exons. The record is from RefSeq and is a predicted model, not a curated record. NCBI's taxonomy places the organism in Eukaryota, Metazoa, Chordata, Actinopteri, Elopiformes, Megalopidae. The coding region runs from base 182 to 1843 and encodes 553 amino acids.